AUGGACUCGACCGACGACGAUCAGCCAGCUCAGCGGACAGCACCAGUGAUUGUGAUCACGGGCACGCCUGGAACGGGAAAGUCUACAACGGCAGCUUUACUCGUCGAAUCAUCUCCAAUUCCAUUGAAACACAUCAACGUGGGUGACCUCGUGCGGUUACACGGUCUCCACGAAGGAUUUGACGACGAGUGGCAGUCGUACAUUGUCGACGAUGACAAGGUCCUUGAUGAACUCGAACCACUCGUUGCUGAUGGUGGCGUCGUGCUCGACUGGCACACUUGCGGAAUCUUUCCAGAACGAUGGGUCGACCUUGUCAUUGUGCUUCGAUGCGAUCAUACUCUGCUGUGGGAACGUCUCGAGAAGCGAAACUAUCCGCUCAAAAAGAUUCAGGAAAACAACGAGGCAGAGAUUCUCCAGACGGUCCUCGACGAGGCCAGGGAAUCCUAUGCAGACGAGAUUGUCAUCGAGCUCAAUAGCGACACGGUGCAAGAGAUGGAGAGCAACGUCGCAAGAAUAGUCCAGUGGAUAGAAAACUGGAAAAAGACAACGCUUGCCCAUAAUCGUGAAACCGCAUCUACUAGCUGUCGACAGGCUCCAUCUAAUCCUGCAGCCCUUUCCGAGUCGGAGUCAUGGCCCAAAAGCGGAACAGUGUUUGCGCCAAACACAGCACGCGCGUUCCCUCUGACCAUCAUGGCCUCGUCCCAGCCCCCACAGCAGCCACCGACAGGCGACAACGAGAAGAAUGUUCCUUCCACCUCUACUUCUUCCACGGCGCAGCCAACAGAUGCGGAAAAGAUGGACGUGACGCCAGAUCCACCAGCAGAAACUUGGAGCGACCUCCCCGAAGAACUGUUGACCGCCUCGGCAGAAGAGAUUGUCUCGAGAAGAAGAUUGAUAGAGAAUGAUAUUAGGGUCAUGCGCUCCGAGACGAUGAGAUUGCAGCACGAACAAGAUGUCAUGCGAGAAAAGAUUCGGGAGAAUGGUGACAAGAUUAAACAGAACAAGGUCCUCCCGUAUCUGGUCAGCAACGUCGUCGAGAUUCUUGAUAUGGAUCCAGAAGCAGAAGAUGGCGCUACAAAGGAUAGUGAUUCGUCCCGCAAGGGGAAAUGCGCCGUCAUCAAGACGUCUACUCGCCAGACCAUCUUCCUUCCAAUCAUUGGACUUGUUCCUCAUGAACAGCUCAAACCGGGCGACCUCAUCGGUGUGAACAAGGAUUCAUAUCUCAUUCUCGACACCCUUCCAGCAGAAUACGACUCUCGUGUCAAGGCAAUGGAGGUGGAUGAACGCCCCACCGAGACCUAUACGGAUAUUGGUGGGCUAGAAAAGCAAAUCGAAGAGCUCAUGGAGGCCAUUGUCUGGCCAAUGACCCAAGGAGAUCGCUUCAAGACGCUGGGCAUCCGACCUCCAAAGGGUGUCCUCAUGUACGGUCCUCCAGGAACCGGCAAGACGCUCCUUGCACGAGCUUGUGCUGCUCAGACCAGCGCGUGCUACCUCAAACUCGCUGGUCCCUCUCUCGUCCAAAUGUUUAUCGGCGACGGUGCCAAACUCGUGCGAGACGCAUUCAAUCUUGCAAAGGAAAAGGCACCCGCCAUCAUCUUUAUCGAUGAGUUGGACGCCGUGGGUACAAAGCGCUUUGAUUCUGACAAGAGUGGAGACCGAGAGGUUCAACGGACAAUGCUCGAGUUGCUCAAUCAGCUCGACGGAUUCAGCAGCGACGAGCGAAUCAAGGUCAUUGCAGCAACCAAUCGUAUCGACAUUUUGGACCCGGCUCUGCUUCGCUCAGGGCGUCUGGAUCGAAAGAUUGAAUUCCCAUUACCGACCGAGGAGGGACGUGCGCAGAUUUUGCGUAUCCAUAGCCGCAAGAUGCGCGUCGCGGCUGGUGUCAACUUUGAGGAGCUUGCACGGAGCACAGACGAGUUUAACGGUGCCCAGCUCAAGGCGGUCUGUGUGGAAGCCGGCAUGAUUGCGUUGCGUGAAGGUGCAUCAGAGCUCAACCAUGAGCAUUUCCAUAGUGGUAUCGCCGAGGUACAAAGCAAGAAGAAGAAUGACCUCAUGUAUUUUGCCUAG
Molecule: messenger RNA, 2067 nt
Organism: Serendipita indica DSM 11827
Lineage: Eukaryota; Fungi; Basidiomycota; Agaricomycetes; Sebacinales; Serendipitaceae
Source: the annotation of a GenBank genome assembly